Messenger RNA from Microdochium trichocladiopsis, 777 nucleotides. RefSeq names its product putative proteasome component C2. NCBI's taxonomy places the organism in Eukaryota, Fungi, Ascomycota, Sordariomycetes, Xylariales, Microdochiaceae. Bases 1 to 777 code for a protein of 258 amino acids. Gene Ontology annotation, cellular component: nucleus; proteasome core complex, alpha-subunit complex; proteasome core complex. The record is from RefSeq and is a predicted model, not a curated record. The transcript is spliced from 3 exons. Gene Ontology annotation, biological process: ubiquitin-dependent protein catabolic process.
AUGUUCAGAAACAACUAUGACAACGACUCGGUCACAUUCUCUCCGCAAGGAAGAAUAUUCCAGGUCGAAUAUGCUGGCGAGGCCGUCAAGCAGGGUUCCGUGGUUGUCGGGCUGACCAGCAAGACCCACGCCGUUCUGGUCGCCAUCAAGAGAAAUGCCGAGGAACUAUCAUCAUACCAGAAGAAGCUGUUCGCCAUCGACGAGCACGUAGGUCUCGCCAUCGCCGGCCUCACAUCAGACGCCCGGGUCCUGUCAAACUUUAUGAAGCAACAAUGCCUCUCGCAAAGGCUCACAUACGACCGCGACAUGCCCGUCGAGACCCUCGUCUCCUUGAUUGGCGACAAGGCGCAGCUCAACACCCAGCACUACGGCAAGCGGCCAUAUGGUGUCGGCCUCCUCGUGGCCGGCAUCGACGAGACCGGCCCCCACCUGUUCGAGUUCCAGCCCAGCGGCAUGACGCAGGAGAUGCUUGCUUGCGCCAUCGGCGCCCGGUCUCAGAUGGCGCGGACAUACCUGGAGAAGAACCUCGACAAGUUUGCCGACUGCGGCCGGGAAGCCCUCAUCCAGCACGGCCUCCGUGCGCUCAAGGAGACGCUCGUGCAAGAUCGCGAGCUGACGGUGGAGAACACGAGUGUUGGUGUGGUCGGCAUCAAGGAGCCUGGUAAGAAGGGCCUGGAGUACUUUACAGUGUACGAUGGCAAUGAGGUCAAGGACUGGAUCAACAGCGUAGCGGACGACGCGGGGGAAGGCGAGGGCAUGCAGGUGGACGACGAAUAG